CAAGAGAGAAAGAAGUCUUCAACAUCACGACAGUGGAGGUAGUAAAAGACAGCUAGCAAUGAUGAAGGAGCCUCACCUACCAGUGCCCAUCACAUUCUCUUUCUCUCUUCUUCUUCUCCCUUCUUCAUAACCUCCUCUUUCCAUUUAAGCCUUCUUCACUCUCCUCUCUCUCUUUCUCCUUUCAAAAACCCCAAACACCUCUCCACCCCCCUCACACACUUCUUCCUCCUUGCCUCCUCUGCUGUCCAGCUUUUCUACCUUUAAAGAUUGCACCUUUUUCUUCAGUUUCAUCUCAAACAUACAAACAUACCACUUUUACCCUUCAGGGAAUUUUCCACCUGCCGAGAAAAUGGUUGGACCUAACUUCAUGGAUGAGAUAGACUGCGGUAGCUUCUUUGACCACAUCGACGACCUUCUCGAUUUUCCUGUGGAGGAAGUUGAGGGAAUCACCCCAUCCUUGCCCGCCGCCGCCGCCGCCGGAAACUGCAACUCGUUGGCAAGCAUCUGGCCCGCCGGGGCGGAUUCGUUUCCCGGUUCUGACUCGGUGUUCUCCGGCAACAGCGCUUCGGACCUCUCCGCCGAGCUCUCAGUUCCGUAUGAAGACAUUGUGCAAUUGGAAUGGCUGUCGAACUUUGUGGAGGAUUCGUUUUGUGGGGGGAGCUUGACCAUGAAAAAAGUGGAAGAGCCAUCGUGCAUCACAAAGGAGGACUCAGUGCACAACCAAUUCCACACAUCAAGCCCAGUUUCUGUCCUUGAGAGCAGCAGUUCCUGCUCCGGGGGAAAGACGGUGCCGGCGCCGCCACGAAGCCCGGAGGUUUACAUCCCUGUGCCAUGUGGACGCGCACGCAGCAAGCGUCCACGUCCUGCCACCUUCAAUCCUCGGCCAGCCAUGAACCUCAUUUCCCCUGCCUCGUCCUUUGUCGGGGAGAACAUACAACCAAAUGUAAUUUCGCCGAAGACCUCUUCAGACUCUGAGAAUUUUGCCGAGUCUCAACUUGUAGCAAAGAUGCCAAAGCAAGUGUGUGGGGAGCCUAAGAAAAAGAAGAAAGUGAAGGUGACAGUUCCUGCAGGUGGCGGUGAUAGCAAUCAGAAUGGAUUGCAAGCGGUUAGGAAAUGCAUGCAUUGUGAAAUAACGAAGACACCACAGUGGAGAGCAGGGCCAAUGGGGCCAAAAACACUGUGCAAUGCAUGUGGUGUUCGUUUCAAGUCUGGGAGGCUCUACCCGGAGUAUCGCCCAGCUGCAAGCCCAACCUUUUGUCCAUCUUUGCACUCGAAUUCCCACAAGAAGGUGCUGGAAAUGAGAUGCAGGGGCAUUGAGAAAUCUGGUUUUGCGAUGAAUAAUGCAGCUGCCUCUCCCGAACUCAUUCCAAACACUAACAGCAGCCUUAGCCUGGAGUACAUUUGAUGUCAUGUGAAGGAGCCAUGCUCCUUUGUUGGGACUCUCUUUCGUUGCUGUCCUCUACAGUCUUCUUGUCUUAUGUUAUUUCUUAUUGAUAUUUCAUUUCUUUGGUUCAUUGGUUUUUGUACAGGGUUGAACUCCGGGAAUAGUAGCAAUAGGUUAUCAUCAUCAUCAUCAUCAUCAUAUUUUUAGCUGUUAGGGGAAGAUUGUAAUCAGAACUGCGGAAAAAAGGGUAGACAUAUGCAAGUCAAAAAGGGUAGGGUCUUAGGUCUAGUUAUUGUAGGUCCCUUAAGGUCAUUUAGGAGUCGCUGUCUCGCUUGUUUCUUUUUUUUUGUUCGAAUUCUUUUCAUUUUUUUCCCCUUUCUAUAUAUAUCCCUAUUUCUGGGAAUUCUUUUUGCAGUUCAUUUGUAGCAAAAACUUCGAGUUGAGUAAGAAAGUUUUCAAUUUGUAA
Vigna umbellata (rice bean) is the source of this 1850-nucleotide messenger RNA. RefSeq names its product GATA transcription factor 8-like. Gene Ontology annotation, biological process: cell differentiation; positive regulation of DNA-templated transcription. Gene Ontology annotation, cellular component: nucleus. Gene Ontology annotation, molecular function: sequence-specific DNA binding; zinc ion binding. The record is from RefSeq and is a predicted model, not a curated record. NCBI's taxonomy places the organism in Eukaryota, Viridiplantae, Streptophyta, Magnoliopsida, Fabales, Fabaceae.